AUGUUCGACACUCAUUUUCCAGACCCUACACGGGAAACUGUCGGUCAGAGAAAAUCGCGGAAAGAGAGUAAGGCCAGCGGAUUAUCAAGAGGUUCAUCACUGAGAAGUUCUCAAUCAUCAGGGUCUGCUUCGGCUGCCAAACCAAGUCUAUUAAAUUUGUUCAGCAGUGGUUCCGGUAGAAAAGGCAGUUUGACACGAAAUAAUUCACAGUCCAAGCUUUCCGUUCUCAGGGCGAGCGAAGCGAGCAAAUCUUCAAGACGAAUAUCAAGCUACACAGUUGCAUCAGAUCCCUCUAUACCAGUUUCAACAGCGCCGAGUAGUAAUGAGAGACCUGGUAUUGGUGUGCUUGCGCUAUCCGCAUUCGACACCGAUGCUGAUUUCUCCGGACAAUCAGAACCGGCUGAAUCUGUCUUCUCGGGAUGGACCGUACGUUCUUCAACUACGGAAUCUUCUUGGGGUUCUGUAAUGAACUCCCCUAGAAGCAAGUUUCUUUUCAAUCAGCCAUUAAGCCCACGCUCGCUUAUUUCAAGGACACCGGAAGAGUCAAUAUCACCACGAGAUAGUGUCAACCUCUCGGAACAAGUAGCUAAUGUUGUUCAUAUCUCUACCGUUGAGUCAGUGCCGGUGCAAGUAGAUAGCUCGACCAGAGUAAAACGAACAUCCACGACAUUUGAAUUUCCAGUCCCAUGUUUUGACAUUUCUGAGAAUGUCUUCACAACAACUACCAAUCCACCGACCCCACAUCCACAAACUCCACAUAAACCACGUCCACCGCCACUGCCGCUGUCACAGCCAAGUUCCUAUCAACAAGACUCGUGGAACCCACCCUCAAGCUGGGAUCAUUCACGGGAAACCAAUACGUCGACAAUAAUAGUACCACGACUUCAACAACCUCCCUUCCGCUCUGCCGAAAGACGGCGAAGGCCGGCCAAGCUAGGCCGCUCCCAAAUCCAACGAAGCAUACGACGUAUGGAAGCAGCCAGUUCCAAAAUCAUUCUCGAGCGCUUGAAAGAAGAGUGGAUGGAGGUAGCUGACGCCUCGGUCUACCGAGAACUCGAACUCGAAAAGCAGCGAUGGAUGUUAUUUGCGCUUCGAGAUCUCAAAACCACCCGUCUCAGUGGUUGUGAAGACUCGAGGACUAUUCAAGUAUCAACAAGUGGUGCCACGAAAGUGUUAUCAUUGUAUGAGAAUCAUGCCUCAGCAUCGUUCCUCUCCGCCCUCUCCGACCCCAUCACAGAAGUCCAUCACCUCCACCCAAAUCCCUUAUCAACCAAAUCUUACCCUAACACCAAACCCUUCACAAUACAGGAACCCACUAUCCAACUCCCCUACCCAGACAACUCAUUGACAUCCAUCCAUGCCUUCUCCCUCCCGACCCAAUUCCCCGCCUCCUCCAUCCCCACUAUCCUAAAAGAAUGCCACCGGCUCCUCUCCCCCAACACGCCCUCUUCACAGUCCACCCUCCACCUGACCCUCAUCGACCCCCUUCCCAUCUCCUCCACUCUCGGCCCCCUCCUCCGCACCUGGCUCGAAGACCACCUCAUCUACAACCUCGAACGCCAAUUCCUCUGCAUCACGCCUUCGCGGCUGUUUCCCAUGUGGCUCCAAGAUGUCGGGUUGCGCGCAGAAGGCUCAAUGAUCCUGACCGUCCCAUUCCUCGCGUCUAUCAAUACUAUGGAAGCGGAGGCGAUUUUGCGGGAUACGAACCAGGGGACUGGAAUCGAUAAGACGGGAAUUGUGAAACAGGAGCUGAAAAGUGUGGUAGGACGCAUGUUGUGGAAGGAGAGAUGGGGGGGUUUCGUGCAGGCUAAGAGGUGGUGGUGGGAGGAUGAGGAGAUUGUGGGGGAGUGUGAACGAUUGAGGACUUGUUGGGAGUAUUCUGUUAUUGAUGCUGUGAAGGAGGGGUAG
Messenger RNA from Glarea lozoyensis ATCC 20868, 1908 nucleotides. RefSeq lists its product as uncharacterized. Lineage: Eukaryota; Fungi; Ascomycota; Leotiomycetes; Helotiales; Helotiaceae. Bases 1 to 1908 code for a protein of 635 amino acids. The record is from RefSeq and is a predicted model, not a curated record. The transcript is spliced from 4 exons.